Messenger RNA from Neohortaea acidophila, 3032 nucleotides. RefSeq lists its product as uncharacterized. The record is from RefSeq and is a predicted model, not a curated record. Gene Ontology annotation, molecular function: protein-macromolecule adaptor activity; ubiquitin protein ligase binding. Bases 416 to 2764 code for a protein of 782 amino acids. Gene Ontology annotation, cellular component: cytoplasm; cytosol; plasma membrane. Gene Ontology annotation, biological process: ubiquitin-dependent endocytosis. NCBI's taxonomy places the organism in Eukaryota, Fungi, Ascomycota, Dothideomycetes, Mycosphaerellales, Teratosphaeriaceae. The transcript has 2 exons.
CAUCCAACCUCUUUUCUCCGCGGGAGUGGCAUUGCGCGUUGUCGUCGUCACUCGCUGCACCUCACCCGCACCUCGCCCGCACCUCCCCGCUACUGCAUCACCGUGUCACGCUGCCAGCAUCGCGCGCGCACCCCCUUCCACGCGUCCUCCCCUACCACAUCCCCUCGACCAUUGCCUCGUCACCCCCUCCCCUCGCCCCCACGAACCCUGCCGCCCGCGAUCAAUCCCGAGCCAUUGCAGUGUGGAUCCAAGAUAUGCAUGGCUAACGAUGGAGUGGCACAGUGACGGCCAGCGCCCCCUCCUCCCUCAUCUGCCCACGCCAGCCGCCUGGGGACUGCCCAGCGCCUUGGCCGACUUUGACCGUCGACGCGCCCAGAGAGAAUGCGAAUUGCUGCUAAGAGACUGAGGGCAAGGCAUGUCUGAAAGGCCGCCCGCUACGGGACGGCGCACAUGGUCCCGCAUAACAUCACCCUUCGCCGCCACCAAGUCCCGCCAUAUCGCCGAGUUCUCCGUCAAACCCGAUGAUGAACACAAGCUGUAUGCGCCGGGUGAUACCGUGAAGGGACAUAUCCGGUUGCGGCUCACCAAACCCAUUCGCGUCACCCACAUUGUCGUGUGUCUGCACGGCUUCGCCCAGGUCUACAAGGCUGCGGGCACCCCCGUCGAAGCCCCCAAGUCCCCCGUCGGUGCCGCUGCCGGCCGGAAGAAGUUGGGCGAUGGCUUCGCAUCGCUCUUCGAGGAUGAGAGCGUGCUUUGUGGAGACGGCCGACUGGAUGAGGGAAUUUACCAGUUCGAGUUCGAGCUGGUCUUUCCCGACCGCAGCCUACCCUCCAGCAUUGAUUUCGAACGAGGCGCCAUCUCAUACAUGAUUACCGCCACGGUGACCCGCCCGAACACCAUGGCUCCCGUCGUCACCACCGACCGCAAGAUCUCCUUUGUGGAGACCAUAGACAUCUCCACUCUUGACCCUCCGAGAGCAAGAACGAUCACAUUAGAGCCGCUCUCCAAGCGCGCGCGAGGGAGAAACCUCCCGCGUAGAUCACCCGACCUAUCUGAAAAGGGAUCGCAUUCCGCUGGAAGCCCUUCAAGGAGCAGCGUCCUCCGUACUGCCGACAUAUCCGACGCAGCAAGUGCUCUGGCGGACCGUGGGGGCUCAAACAGCCCCGUGCUGAGCGAAAUCAGCCUUGACAGCCGCCUUAGCACUUCGACGCGAAUGGUGCAAACCGAUGCCAUGUCGCGCAGAUCGUCCACUCCUAGCGAUUCGGGCAAGGCAUACAGCAGCAAGACAUCGCUGUCGCACAAGGUCAUCUCCGUCACCAUCGAGAGUCAGGCUGGAGGGUGUUUGCAGGGCGAUUACAUCCCCAUUCGAGUCGACAUAUCGCAUACUAAACACGUACGAAGUCUCUACGGUGUGAUUGUAACGCUUUUCCGCCAAGCGCGAGUGGAAUCACGCCCCCUGGCCCCCGUGGGUCCCACGGAGAAGGGCAAGGCAUCCAAGGCGGACGAGUACUAUACGAAGUCGCUCACGGGGCUCAGUGGCCUGUCGCUAUCCGGCACAGCAUCCAGCCACAUGUUCCGGAAAGACCUGUGCCAGGUGGUUCGUCCGCUGUACAUUGACCCGCAAGCCCUCACCACCGAGAUCAAAGCGAGAGUUCGCGUGCCGGACGAAGCGUUUCCCACCAUUUCCUCGGUUCCGGGGUCGAUCAUCAGCUUCAAAUAUUACGUCGAGGUUGUCGUGGACAUUCAGGGCAAGCUGCAAAGCCUUGACAAGGGCAUUCCCAGUUUCACCGCACCCGGCGCGCCGGUGAAUCCCUCACCAGGGGACGAUAUGACUGCAGAACGCGUUGCCGCCACCUCAAUCAUCGACACCGCCCCGGUACGGCGCGACAAAGGCGUGGUGUCCGCUACGUUUGAAGUCGUCAUCGGCACCAAAGACAGCGAGCGGCGCAAAGGCAAGCGCCGGAUGGUCGACGCCGUAGUGGAGACGCCACAAGCAGCACCGCCGCAGACCGAAUCGCCUGCACCAUAUCCGCAAGCACACACGGAAGAGUCAGAUUACGGCUGGUAUCCGGCCAACGGCCACCAUCAGGACUACGAUUAUCGUGAGUAUGAUGGAUCGUAUGGAUAUAACGGGCAGUGGGAUGGGUACUACUCGCAUCAAAUGUACUCGGAGGGAGGCGACUACUACCAUCCGCCGCCGCCGCCUCCGCCUCCGCCCCCAGCCCUCCCACUCCCGCAGUUGCAAAACGAAUCGGAAAUGUCGGAGAAGCAGCGCAUCCAGCAAGCCGAGUUGCGUCUUCUUCCCAGCCAGCCACCUGGGCUUGACGCGGCGCCGCUCGAGGACGCUGUUGCUGUCGGAGGCGCUCCUCCGCGAAGCGCACCCUAUAUGCCGUCUGCCCCUCCUUUGGGACCUUCUUCAUCGGCAGCAGGGCCGGCGGGCGAAGCGUUCAGCUCUGCUUCGGCGCCAGCACAUUCCGCGCCUGCUUAUGCAUCUCAGCCUGACGUGCGACCGGCAGCAACAGAAGCAGCAGCACCGGAGUACACGACUACCGCAGGCCCUUCGACAGCAGGGCCCUCCAUCGCCACCGCUCCUCCGCAUGAUAUCCCGGCGGCAGGGCAAGAAGAGGCCGCCACGGCUCUCGAGCCCAGCGCGCCCACCUUGGACGAAGUGGAUGUCGGAGCAAGGGCCGGCUCAUCGAGCAGCUAUCACGAUAGUCAUGCCGAUGCGGCUGCGUCGUCGGAGCUGCCGCGAUAUGAACGAUAAUACUAGCGAGGGCGUUUGGGGAGUUUUUUGAGAUUGCUAGGACAGAGAGACCUGCUGUUGAUAUUUUGAGGAUUUUACCUUUGUUAACUGUGACCCUAGUGACGGGAAGAUGAUGAAUCUGGGUACUGGACGGGAGGGGUUUGGGAGUUGACACUGGGAGCAGUGGAGGAGAUACCCGCGGGUUGAGGAUGGCUCGUUUGUGAAGUAUUGGCGAAAAGCUAUCUACGUAGGCACGUGUCUGAAUGAUCAUCGCCGAGCUCUGACCUCA